GGGUAUAUACCCGUACCUUCGAUGGGGUGUGUAAGCGAGUUGGUUAAAAAUGGAAGUCUCUGCCCUUUAAAAUGUUGACCGCCCUGCGUCGGAAAAUUCGGUUCGGAAUGCAGCGCACGGUUCUAAUUGCGGUCCUGCUGGCAGUGGGCAUUUUCAGCUACGCCUUCCUCAACCUCAAGUUCUGCUUCAAGUUGAUGUCCCAUCGGAGCCUCAACUUAAUGUGCCAGAAAUUUGAAAAGCAUGAGUACAGCGGCUCUCUGUGUGAGGAACUUUGUGGUGCCCAAUCUUCCUUUGACAACUUUCAGUGUCCGCUGAAUGAUAUGAAAACUAUCCUCUUUACGGCCGAAAAGAACGGCGAUUUGUAUGCGGUGAAGCUGGCCAGGCACAACGACGACGAGCUGAGCUGGACGAACAACAAGGGGGAGUCGAUAUACCCCAAGCUCGAGGAGUUCCACGAGAUCGUGAAGCUUCACAUCAUCCUGGCGUACAAUGUCACCCUGGAUGAUAAUAUGAUACGCGCUUUAGUCAACCAGGAAAUAGCCGAUAAUAACUCGCAGCAGAUGGUCAGUUUCUGGAGGCUGUUCAAGGACAACAACUACAUGAUGGGCAAGCUCUUCGACGAGGAGUCCAUAUUUCCGGCAGUUCUGGGUUCCUGUGGACCCUACUACGCCACUGAGGGACUGCAGAUUGUGCAGUCCAACCCCAGCAUAAUGCAGUAUCUGGCCUCCAAUCGCGUGCAGCGGCUGAAGCACGCCCUCAAUAUUAUGGAGUACAUUUUCCGCCUGGACGAAAUGAAGCCGGAGCCCCUGAAGAUGUGCAAGAUGCAGGUGAAUCGCUUCGGCACCGCCUCUGAGCGCAGGCUGAAGUACCAAAGUGCCGAGCACGUCUACGUGGAGAGCCAAUUGGACAAGCGUUUGUCCAGGGGCGUCAAGUGCCACGCCCACCAGGACUGCCACUUCCACUCCUGCCGGGGAUUGUGCGACGAGGAGAAGCAGACCUGCACGCACAUCCAGCAGAACAACAACUUUCAGAUCUUCUGCGAGCACAUCCUCCUGGGCGGCGGAACCUUUCAGCCCGGCCUCCUCAGCGGCGUGCGGCUCUCCAAGGCGCUGCUGAAGCUGGUCAAGAUGUGCGUGCAGCCGCCCAAGGAGCAUCAAGUGCCGGGGCGCCAGUGGGCGCCCAACACGCAGCUCGCCCUGAGGCUCUACAACGAGCUGAAGCAACUGCACCAGGCUGCAUCCGCGGCAUCCGCAGGAUCCGAGAUUCCCGACGAAGGACAGGCACGUCGGGGAGUCUAAGCCACUUGGGAAUUGGUUAGGUCAUCUAAGAGACCCGGAGGCGGCGAAAGGUAGAUCAAUUGGCGUACAGCUGGCUCAAAACUGAUAGCAUUUUUAUAAGUAGACUUAAUUAAUUACAAUUAAAUAAAACAAAAA
Messenger RNA from Drosophila santomea, 1433 nucleotides. RefSeq names its product divergent protein kinase domain 1C (gene aln). The record is from RefSeq and is a predicted model, not a curated record. Lineage: Eukaryota; Metazoa; Arthropoda; Insecta; Diptera; Drosophilidae. The transcript is spliced from 5 exons. Bases 72 to 1298 code for a protein of 408 amino acids.